Messenger RNA from Rattus rattus (black rat), 4672 nucleotides. RefSeq names its product jumonji and AT-rich interaction domain containing 2 (gene Jarid2). Gene Ontology annotation, biological process: chromatin remodeling. The record is from RefSeq and is a predicted model, not a curated record. Lineage: Eukaryota; Metazoa; Chordata; Mammalia; Rodentia; Muridae. The transcript is spliced from 19 exons. Gene Ontology annotation, molecular function: histone demethylase activity; DNA binding. Bases 520 to 4224 code for a protein of 1234 amino acids. Gene Ontology annotation, cellular component: nucleus.
CUGUGCCAUUUGAACCCAUAGGUGUUAACUCGCUUUUUUAGAACUUUCUAGACACCACGACUGUUGCAACUAAUACGCAGUGGUCGUGACGAGUGCUGAACUGCCGGGAAUGGGAGGAAGAAUACAAUGUGCAUGCAGGUGGAGGGGAGAGGCUCCAGCCUUUUCGUUUUUCCUGAGGCUAGCCAGUCAGAUUUGAAAAACAGGACCUUGAAGACCAUAGGUUAGAACCAGGAAAUUAGCGCAGAAGCUGCCGUGAGACUUGAUAAAGUUACUGCGAGUGCGAAUGCCCCAGAGAGCGACAGCAGGGCCUGCGAUCCAUUGAUCUGAGCGACUGGCGAGCCUGGGCAGGGGCUGGGGCAGGCGAAUCUGGCUUUGGGGGAAGAGGAAGAAAAGUCGGAUUACAAGAUCAACCACCACCACCAACAAUAAAAACCACCAGGAUAUUUUUUUGCAAAUUUCUGACGGCUUUAAAUUCAUGAAGCAAUUGUCCCCUUUUGCAAUCAGCAUUUGGAUCUCAGAAUGAGCAAGGAAAGACCCAAGAGGAAUAUCAUUCAGAAGAAAUACGACGACAGUGAUGGGAUCCCGUGGUCAGAAGAGAGAGUCGUUCGGAAAGUCCUUUAUUUGUCUCUAAAGGAAUUCAAGAAUGCACAGAAAAGGCAGCAUGGGGAAGGCAUUGCCGGGAGCCUGAAAACAGUGAAUGGGCUCCUUGGUAAUGACCAGUCUAAGGCAUUAGGACCAGCUUCAGAGCAGUCAGAGAAUGAGAAGGAUGAUGCCUCCCAAGUGUCCUCUACUAGCAACGAUGUUAGUUCUUCAGAUUUUGAAGAAGGGCCGUCGAGGAAAAGGCCCAGGCUGCAAGCACAAAGGAAGUUUGCUCAGUCUCAGCCGAACAGUCCCAGCACAACUCCAGUGAAGACAGUGGAGCCUUUGCUGCCCCCGCCAGCUACUCACAUUUCUGACCUCUCUAAAAGAAAGCCUAAGACAGAGGACUUUCUUACCUUUCUCUGCCUUCGAGGUUCUCCUGCGCUGCCCAACAGUAUGGUAUAUUUUGGAAGCUCUCAGGAUGAGGAGGAUGUCGAGGAGGAAGAUGAUGAGACAGAAGAUGUCAAAACAGCCACCAACAAUGCUUCAUCUUCGUGCCAGUCAACCCCCAGGAAAGGAAAAUCCCAUAAGCAUGUACACAACGGGCAUGUUUUCAAUGGCUCCAACAGGUCAGCACGGGAGAAGGAACCUGCUCAGAAACACAGAGGCAGAGAGGCCACGCCGGGGAAGGAGAAGCACAGUGAGCACAGGGCCGAUGGCCGGAGGGAGCAGGCUUCAGUGGCUCAGCCCACAGCCAACCCGCCUGCGGGCUCCUCGGCCAAGGGCCUCGCCGCCAGCCACCAGCCUCCCCCUUCACAUCGCUCGGCUCAGGAUUCACGGAAACAGGUGUCUAAGGUAAAUGGAGUCACUCGAAUGUCAUCUCUGGGUGCAGGUACAAACAGUGCCAAAAAGAUCCGAGAAGUCAGACCGUCACCAUCCAAAACUGUGAAGUACACUGCCACAGUGACCAAGGGGACUGUCACAUACACCAAAGCCAAGAGAGAACUGGUCAAGGAAACCAAACCCAGCCACCACAAACCCAGUUCAGCCGUCAACCACACAAUCUCAGGGAAAAGUGAAAGUAGCAAUGCAAAAACCCGCAAACAGGUGCUAUCCCUCGGGGGGGCGUCCACGUCCACCGCGCCGGCUGCCAGCGGCCUCAAGGCCAGCAGCAGGUUGAACCCAAAGUCAUGCACUAAGGAGGUGGGGGGGCGGCAGCUGAGGGAGGGGCUGCGGAAUUCCAAAAGGAGACUGGAAGAGGCACAGCAGGUGGACAAGCAGCAGUCACCCCCCAAGAAGAUGAAGGGGACAGCAGGCAUUGCUGAAGCCCCUGGCAGAAAGGCCUCGGCGGCUUCAGGAGAGAAGUCUCUGCUGAACGGACACGUGAAGAAGGAAGUGCCCGAGCGGAGUUUGGAAAGGAAUCGGCCAAAACGGGCCGCAGCUGGCAAGAACAUGCUGGGCAAACAAGCACAUGGCAAGUCAGAGGGCACCCCCUGUGAAAAUCGUUCUACCUCGCAACCCGAGUCCUCGCACAAGCCGCACGACCCGCAGGGCAAGCCAGAGAAGGGGAGCGGCAAGUCUGGGUGGGCAGCGAUGGACGAGAUCCCUGUCCUCAGGCCCUCCGCCAAGGAGUUCCACGACCCGCUCAUCUACAUCGAGUCAGUCCGUGCUCAGGUGGAGAAGUACGGGAUGUGUCGCGUGAUCCCCCCUCCAGACUGGCGGCCAGAGUGCAAGCUCAACGACGAGAUGCGCUUUGUCACGCAGAUCCAGCACAUCCACAAGCUGGGCCGGCGCUGGGGCCCCAAUGUACAGCGGCUUGCCUGUAUAAAGAAGCACCUCAGAUCUCAGGGCAUCACCAUGGAUGAACUCCCCCUCAUAGGAGGCUGUGAGCUCGACCUGGCCUGCUUUUUCCGGCUGAUUAAUGAGAUGGGCGGCAUGCAGCAAGUGACUGACCUCAAAAAAUGGAACAAACUAGCAGACAUGCUGCGCAUCCCCAAAACUGCCCAGGACCGGCUGGCCAAGCUGCAGGAGGCCUACUGCCAGUACCUGCUUUCCUAUGACUCCUUGUCCCCCGAGGAGCACCGACGACUGGAGAAGGAGGUGCUGAUGGAGAAGGAGAUCCUAGAAAAGCGCAAAGGGCCAUUAGAGGGGCACACAGAGAACGACCACCACAAGUUCCACUCCCUGCCCCGCUUUGAGCCCAAGAAUGGGCUCAUCCAUGGUGUUACACCCAGGAAUGGCUUCCGUAGCAAGCUCAAGGAGGUGGGCCGGGCACCGCUUAAGACAGGCCGGCGGCGACUGUUCGCUCAGGAAAAAGAAGUGGUCAAAGAGGAAGAAGAAGACAAAGGUGUCCUCGAUGACUUCUACAAGUGCAUCUACAAGGGAAGAUCUGUUUCUCUAACAACUUUUUAUCGAACAGCAAGAAACAUCAUGAACAUGUGCUUCAGCAAGGAGCCCGCACCAGCAGAGAUCGAGCAAGAGUACUGGAGGUUAGUGGAAGAGAAGGACUGUCAUGUGGCCGUUCACUGUGGAAAGGUGGACACUAAUACCCAUGGCAGCGGGUUCCCGGUGGGGAAAUCAGAACCCUUUUCAAGGCAUGGAUGGAACCUCACUGUUCUCCCCAAUAACACAGGGUCCAUCCUGCGUCACCUUGGUGCUGUGCCUGGAGUGACUAUUCCCUGGCUAAAUAUUGGCAUGGUCUUUUCUACCUCAUGCUGGUCUCGAGACCAAAAUCACCUUCCAUAUAUCGACUACUUACACACUGGUGCUGACUGCAUUUGGUAUUGCAUUCCUGCUGAGGAGGAGAACAAGCUGGAAGAUGUGGUCCACACCCUGCUGCAGGGCAAUGGUACCCCAGGGCUACAGAUGCUGGAGAGCAAUGUAAUGAUCUCCCCAGAGGUGCUGUGCAAGGAGGGGAUCAAGGUCCACAGGACUGUACAGCAGAGCGGGCAGUUCGUUGUCUGCUUUCCUGGAUCCUUUGUGUCCAAAGUGUGCUGUGGUUACAACGUCUCCGAGACUGUGCACUUUGCUACCACCCAGUGGACGAGCAUGGGCUUCGAGACUGCCAAGGAGAUGAAGCGCCGCCAUAUAGCUAAGCCAUUCUCCAUGGAGAAGUUGCUCUACCAGAUUGCACAAGCAGAAGCGAAAAAGGAAAAUGGCCCCACCCUCAGUACCAUCUCAGCCCUUCUGGACGAGCUCAGGGACACAGAGCUGCGACAGCGCAGGCAGCUGUUUGAGGCUGGCCUUCAUUCUUCCGCACGCUAUGGCAGCCAUGACGGCAGCAGCGCAGUGGCGGAUGGGAAGAAAAAGCCUCGAAAGUGGCUGCAGCUGGAGACUUCAGAGAGGAGGUGCCAGAUCUGCCAGCACUUGUGCUACCUGUCGAUGGUGGUACAGGAGAAUGAGAACGUCGUGUUCUGCCUGGAGUGUGCACUGCGCCAUGUGGAAAAACAGAAGUCUUGCCGUGGGCUGAAGCUGAUGUACCGCUACGAUGAGGAGCAGAUCAUCAGUUUGGUCAACCAGAUAUGUGGCAAAGUGUCUGGCAAACACGGUGGCAUUGAGAACUGUCUCAACAAACCCACACCAAAAAGAGGUCCCCGCAAGAGAGCGACUGUGGAUGUGCCGCCAUCUCGGCUCCCGUCCUCAUGAAGAUGCUGAACCCACGGUCCCUCACUUCUAUAUUUUUUGUAAUUACUAUAUUCUAGUUUGGAGUACUUGCUGUAGGAUACAAGCUGUCUUUGCACUAGCUCUAAAGAAGAAUUUCUUCUGGUUUUAGAGAACUGAUUUUGUUUUAGCAUUAAACUGUUGAAGUUUUGUACGUAGACACCUAGGUCCUGCAGUCAGGUUGGAAGCUGCGUGCACUCACUGUCUAAACCCUUGAGGGCUGGAUUGAUUUGUGUCGCCCCACGGCUGAGAAAAGCCUUUUUUGUUUGUUUUUGUUUUGUUUUGGUAACUGUUAAAGAAUAAAGGCUUUUUAACCCAUUUUUGAAGAGGGUGAAGUUUGGAGAACAAAUUUUAAAACCAUCAGUCAGAUGAGAUUUUUUCUAGUUUGGAAAAGGGAUAGAGGACUCACACACACACACACACACACACACAC